GCUCGAUUGAAGUGGCUCACUGGCUUGAGCGUGAACAGAGACAGAGGUGUUAACCAUUUCCUUCCUAAUACCAGACCCGGCGCUGCUCUAGCUGCCAUUGUUGCAAGGCUUUCUCUCUUCUUAGUGAAUAUUUCUUACUUCGUUAGUGAGAAAAGGAUAGAAUGUCUCUGAGUCAAGAUGCAUCUCAAGUUCGACCAAAGGCAGAGUGGACACCAUCACGUGAUGCAUAUUUGGUUCAACUUUUUGUCGAGCAAUAUAAUAGUGGAAAAACAUCUCUGAAUGGAUUGAAACCUGAGGUUUUUAAAGAUGUUGCAAGGGAUUUUAAUGAAAAGUUUGCCCUGAAUUUUGAAGAUAGACAGAUAAAAAACCGGUAUAAUGUAUUGAAGAAAGAUUAUGGCAUUGUUAAAACCCUGCUUAGCACUAGUGGAUUUAGCUGGGAUGAAACUCGACAAGUGGUUGUUGCUCAAGAUGAUGUUUGGGAGCGUUACACUGUGGUACAUAACGAGGCAAAGGCCUUUCGACGCAAGGGGUUUCCAUUGUAUAAUCAAUUGUCCAUAAUUUUUGGAGGUGCAAGAGCCAAUGGAAAGUGUCAAAUUUCAAGCGGGGCACAAGCAACACCAGAAGAGGGAAAUAGCAACACUGAAACAUUCCAAGCCUCUGAACCCACCGCCCAACCAGCUCAAGAAGCUAAUGCUAACCUGGAGAAAUCCAGUUCAAGUUUUGAUUCAAUAUUUAACGUAGAGGAAACACAACCCAAGAAACGUGGAUCUGAUGUUCCAACAAGUUCACAUCGCAGUAAAAGAGUGCGUAGAAAAGCUGAAGACAAAAUAGCGGAUGCACUUCAUGAAAUAGCAAUGGCAUCCAAACUCAGAGCAACUCGAAAGGCCGAAUUAAAUGAGAAAACAUUAUAUCAGAAAUGUAUAGAAGAGUUGCAAGAAAUACUGGAGUUAGAUGACUCGGAGUUCGCAAAAGCGGUAAAUGUUCUCAAGGAAGAUAAGAAUGCUAUUGCUUUUAUUACAAUAAAAGGCCCUCGCCGUUUGACCUGGUUGAGGUCAUUAUGGUCAGCACAAUAACCUUGUUACAUGUAAUACCACUCUUUCAUAAUUUUCAGGUCAUGAUUUUUUUAAGGCUCUUUUGUCAUAUUCUGAAUGGUAGGUAAUCUAUCUUAACAUGUUUAGGAUGUGGGAAAUGAGAUGUAUGUCUUUGUAACUUGAUUUUUUUUUUUUUCCUUUUCUACUCUGACCAGGAGGGGUGGUUAAAGACAUUGUAACUUGAUUUGCUUUCUUACAGAAAAAGGUUCUGAGGUGCUUUAGAUAUGCA
Nelumbo nucifera (sacred lotus) is the source of this 1320-nucleotide messenger RNA. Its product is annotated as L10-interacting MYB domain-containing protein-like. NCBI's taxonomy places the organism in Eukaryota, Viridiplantae, Streptophyta, Magnoliopsida, Proteales, Nelumbonaceae. The record is from RefSeq and is a predicted model, not a curated record.